Chara braunii is the source of this 3825-nucleotide messenger RNA. The record is from the annotation of a GenBank genome assembly. NCBI's taxonomy places the organism in Eukaryota, Viridiplantae, Streptophyta, Charophyceae, Charales, Characeae.
CCAGGCCCAACGGGACAGGACCUUUCGGGCCCAGAUCUGUUGCUGCCAGUGCAUCUCGUUGUUGUGCUGAACUUGGGGGACAUACGGCUAGCAAGGGCAUUCCUUUCAAGGGGAUCUUGACUGGCCUUACCGCAUGUUAUCACAUACUGCCCCGUGUCUGGCUCGGCGACCGUCUGCACCCCUUGAAAUCUCCAUUGCUGCAAUUAGCUUUCUUCGGCUGAUUUAUUGUGGUAUAUCGGACGAGAACGAGAAACCGUUCUUCCAAAAGCGUUAUGACGAUGCCGUGGAGAGGGAGAGAGAGGAAGAGGCAGCAGCCAGAGCCACAAGCAUUGCUGAUCAGGUGGCCCUCCUGCAGGUCCGGGAAGCUAAUGCUGACCGGUUCCAAGAAAGGUUAGUUGCUGUCGUAGCAGCCUUGGUUCGACUGCGGACCCUGGAAGACCUUGAGUCCCGUGUGACAGCACUGGAGCAGCAGAACCACGAGCUGCAGGCUGAGAUACUCAGCCUUAAACAGUCCCAAUUGUCUGCCCCUCGUCCUCCUAACCCUCAACCUGCUGUCGUCCCAGUCUCUCAAUCUAGCACAAUCCUCACGACAAGAACAAGUGGAACUGUGACGAGCACAGAAACCGGUGCCAGCUCCUCAAGCGGCAGCGCCGGCAGUUCUGCGCUAGUCAUAGUCCCAAAUGCAGGGACAUCAGCCCAAAACGCCACAGUUCUUACUGGCGUGCAGUACAGUGGUCCCGUAGUGGACAAGUGGGCGGCCACUCUGCCAUCCAAGUACGACGGGAAAGGGGACAUCACCCCUUGGAUUAGCUCCAUGCGCUCAUACUUCGAGGUACUGCGAACACCGCACGAAGACCGAGGCAUGAUCAUGGGCACUAAUACCGAGCCCGUCGUACGGAAUUUCAUCGAACUCCAAGCUGUUACAGCAGGUUAUGAGAGAAUUGACCUAACUGAGUGGCUGAAAGUAACUCCUGUACGCACUCUUGAGGACCUUCUCAUCACACGGCACCAAGAUAAGCACGCUGCGCUCAAGGCAAGGCUGAAGCUUGAGGCCCUCAAGGGCCAAACAUGGAGGACCUCCAUGCAGGCUUUGGAACAACACUUGACUGGUCUGUUCACCACUCCAGACCUGGGAAUGACCGGCGUGUCUUGCAUGGAUGUAGUCAUGGAAGUGGCCCCUGAAGAAUACCACUCCUUGCUAGGACUCAAAGACCAUACCACUUGGCGAGAGCUCAUGACGGAUCUAGUCAACCUAGAGGCCAAGGACCUCGCCAGGCGUAAAAAGGCACCGGCUGCAGGUGGAAAAUCACAACGCAAGCGGUAUGGAAGCAGCAACCAGCUUGCCCUGCAUGAACAUCGGGAGGUUGAAGAUCAGUCCUACAUGGAUGAUCUGUCUCUAGAUGAUGAUCUAGAGCCGGACUCCGAUAUGGGCUGUUCUACAUCAGCCAUUGAGUCUGACGUGAACGAAGAUGAAAAACUUAAUGCGUUCAAAAAGACUGCUUCAAGCAAGGGGCCUAACCGUGGUUCGGUUGUAAUUGCUGUAAAUUCUCGAUCUGGUUUUCUUUCUCUUGAUGAGGAUGAUCCCCCACCGGAAGUCCCAACAAACAUUCACCGACUAUUAGAUCGAUUUCCUGAAGUUUUGGACGAACCUCGUGGAGUUCCCAAUCGUCCGGUCAAACACAAGAUCGAGAUAAUAGAAGGCAGUGUUCCUCCAAAGGGUUGCGUCUACCGUAUGGGACAAGGUGAGUUGGAGGAGUUGAGGAGGCAAAUUGAUGAUAUGAUCGACAGUGGAUGGAUUAGGCCUAGUGAGUCUGAGUUCGUUGCACCUGUCCUGUUUGUGUCGAAGAAAGGAGGCAAACUCCCAAUGUGCAUUGACUAUCGUGGCCUAAGCCGUAUCACCCAAAAUAACGCAUAUCCCUUGCCUCGUAUAGAUGAUCUGCUAAAUGCGGCAGGUGGGUGCAAGGUCUUCUCCAAGAUCGACCUCAAGUCUGGUUACCACCAGAUUGAAGUUGAUCCGAGUGACCAGCACAAAACUGCAUUCAAAACACGCGAUGGGUUGUACGAAUUCAUCGUUAUGCCCUUCGGUCUUACGAAUGCACCGGCCACAUUUCAGUGCCUCAUAGACAAUGUACUUCGCCAUCAACUCAACAGGUUUGUGGUUGUGUACCUUGACGAUAUCCUGAUCUUCACCAAGUCCAUGGAAGAGCACGUCAAGCACCUUGAGGAGGUCUUGCAAGUCCUCAAGGAGAUACAGUUGCACCUCAACUUAGAGAAAUCUGAGUUUGGAAGGGACAGCGUCAUCUAUCUUGGGCACCGGUUGUCUGCAAACGGCCUUGAGCCGGACGCAACCAAGGUUGAGGUCAUUCGAAAGUGGCCUCAACCAGCGAACGUACGCGAACUGCGUUCUUUUCUUGGUCUGGCCUCAUAUUACCGGAAGUUUGUGCCCAAAUUUUCUGUCAUUGCUCACCCACUCUCAAGACUAACAGGUAAGAAUGUUGCCUAUGCGUGGUGUGAGAAAUGUGAGACUGCGUUCCAAGCCUUGAUAGAGGCAUUGGUGAGUCAUCAUGUGCUCUGCAUUGCGAAUCCCAACCUCACAUUCGUAGUCACUACGGACGCGAGCCAGUUUGGGAUUGGUGCAGUGCUGCAACAAGAUGAUGGUGAUGGUCUGCGUCUGCUCGAGUAUUACAGCAAACGCAUGCCCAGCCACAAGGUAGCUACUUCCACAUAUAUGCGUGAGCUCUACGCCCUGCGCGAGGCACUCGCAUAUUGGAAGCACUACCUCUUGGGUCGUCAAUUCAAGGUCUACUCAGAUCAUCAGACCUUGCUGUGGAUUCAAACACAAAUUGAUCUCGCUCCUACACUGACCCGCUGGCUGCAUGACAUUGAUGUCUAUAGUUAUCAGAACACGUGGGACAAGGAGUUGCACAAAGUGAAGGGGUUGUACAACAACUUCAUUCACUCUGCAACGGGUGUGACACCGAAUCAGCUGCAAUACGGAUGGCAGUUGCGCAAUCCUCUCUCCUAUCUGUUCCCCGAACGGUCACCUGGUCUGACGCCCGGCAUGCUUGGCUACAAUGCCAAGUAUGCGCGCUUGCUCAAAGCUGCUAUCGCAGCAAUGAACAAGCGUCAGCAUGCCGUGGUCAAACAUGCUAACAAGUCGCGCAAAGAACGGACCUUCGAAGUAGGAAGCUAUGUCUGGGUUAAAAUGUCUGAGUUUUCUGAUGAAGAGGGCAUAUCACGAAAGCUUCUUCCAUUGUACUAUGGCCCUUGGCAGGUUCUGAAGGUGAUUGGGGAUGAUUUUGGUCCUUCAUAUGUACUUGGCGUGUCUGCUCAUUUGCGCACGUAUCCGGUCUUUCACGCAUCCAAACUGUUUCCACACAUCGAUGAUGAGACUUUUCCCUUCCGAGAUCCUAUGAUACCUCGUCCUAUCGAUGGAGGUCAUGAGAUCGACAGAAUUGUUUCCCACGAGGGAAGAGGGAGGAACAGACAGUACAAGGUUCACUUUCUCUAUCACCCGUUGACCGAAUUCUUAUGGAUCGGCCGAAAAGAGUUGUUAUAGAAUGCUCCCCGUGUUGUGAACGCUUAUGAACGACAGAUCACCGAUGGACAGACUGCUAAGUUUUCUGCGAAACUCACUCCUCAUGGUCUUAAAUCCCUCUUUUUGAUCUACGCCUACGACGCAUUUUGUGCCGACUCUGAAUGAGUUACUCGCUCGAAGGUACCUCUCUCUUGAGAGGGGGGUAAUGUAAUGACCCGCCAAAAAUACAGACUGAGAACACUGCUGAUUUAUGGGAUUUGCCGCUGGAAUGAAUGUCUUGCUGAAAU